GAGUGUAAAAACAACAUCUCACCUUCAUUCUUUCGUGCCACUGCUGCCGGAGCAUGUUACUGGGAGCCACCAUGGAGCGCAUUCGCCGUCAUGUAGUGCAGCGUUAAAAAAAACAAAGCGGCGUCAAUAGUCGUCGAGUGGGGCUUUGACGUGGGGGGUUACGAGCAGUCGCCGUCGUCGAGCCAUGGCCACGCGGGAAGAAGGAGAGGCUGCGCACGGCAAAGCGAGGCACCACGACGGAGGCGCGAGAGUAAACAGCUCGGAGGGCUUGAGGAACGGCUACGUAAAGAGCUGCGUCACCCCCCUCAAAGUGGACCAGCACGGGGGGUUAUGGUUCAACGUGUGCAGGUUUUGCGGCGAGGACUCCCAACUUGUCAAGGCUUCUGCCCUUUACGUCGGCGCCGUUGUCGUCCUGGCGCUGUCGUUCCUUCUGUCCCGGAGCUCGCAAAGUGACCCGCGUUGGGAUUGGCGGACCUUGUUGUCGGGCUUUUCGCAGUCCGCCAGUCCUCUCUUCAGCAUCGGCUGUGCCUUCUUCUUCCUCACCUUCUACCUGCGGAGGAGACGGAAGGAAGGCGGGCAAUGGUGGCUGCUGUCACUGCCGGCGUCGUGCUAUCUCGGGGACUUCGCCGUGCUGCGCUUCUUGCAAUGGGGAGAGGAGCAGCACCAGAUACAAAUGGUCGGCAGGUUGUUGUUCGUGUUGGGAUGCGUGGGUUUACUCACGCUCGUCCCCACGCUGAAACUCAAACACAGCGUGCUCGUACUGCUCUUUGCCAGCCUGGUGUGGCUGCUCUCCUUCACCAGUUUAGGCGGACUGCCCGCGCUGCUCAGACCGCUGCUCGCCUGCGUCGCCGGGCUCUGCGGCUCCUUGCUGGGGCUCGGCUUCGACCGCUGCUACCCGCCGAGGGACGCUGUGAGCGGGGGCGCCUGCGCGGAGGAGAAGGUCCCGGUGAUCAGAGCCAGGAGACGCUCCAGUUGUGUUUCUCUGGGGGAAACGUCGAGCAGCUAUUACGGCAGCUGUAAAAUGCCCCGGAGACCGUCGUUACCCUGCAUAUCCAGAGAGCAGAUGAUCCUUUGGGACUGGGAUCUGAAACACUGGUACAAACCACAGUAUCAGGGUGCGGCGAGCGGCAAUGGCGUUGACCUGUCAGUCAUCAACGAGGCCAGAAAUCUGCUUUCUGAGCUGCUGAUGGAUUCGUCCUUGUCGCCUCACACCAUCUCCACUCUGCACAGCAUCUCCAGCCUCAUGGGCACGUUUUCAGGGUCGUGUCGCCCCCGGGUGAACCCUUUCACGCCUUUUCCCGGAUUCUACCCCUGUGAUGAGUUGAACGACACUGUCGAGAGGAACGAUAGGAAAUCCAUUAAGGGGUUGAGUAGCAGAAACAGCCUCCCGACUCCUCAGCCCAGGCGGAGUUCCUCCUCCUCUUCUGUGCUGCCUUCACUUGACUCUCUUUCAUCCCGGUGGGACCGCAACAAUGGCAAGAGAUCCCAACCUGACCUUAACAUGGCUAGCUCAGGUCUUUCUAAUGGGCCAAAUGCAAACCUACUUACCAUUCCCAAGCAGAGGUCUUCUUCUGUCACCCUCACGUACCAUGCAGGUUCCAGAAGAGCAGGCACAUCUCCUAGCCUGAGUCCCCUCACCUCUCCCAGCCACAGUCCUCCAAGUGUAGCCACAGGUUCUUCAUUAUCCCUGGUCACCCGAUCGCCUGUAGAGUUUCCAGACACAGCAGACUUCCUGACAAAGCCUAGUGUCAACCUGAACUUGCACAAGCAUUUGGGCUACCCACUCAGCUCAUGUGACUUCCAGCAGGCAUUCCGUAGCACCGUUUUACCUCUUUGCACCAGCUGCGGGCGUCAGAUGCCAAAGGUAGUUUCCAGUGGCGAUUCAGGAGAAGUCCAUCAGCCCCUCCUGAGCGAGGCCCAACGCAGGCGCUCAGCAUCAGGUGAAGGGCCGGAUUUCCCAGUGGAGCCUUUAAUCAGGGAGGAGAGCGUGGAAGUGGACUUGUCUGCAGAGUCCUGCACCACAGGAGAUCAGAGUCAGACACAGGAGCAGAGCUCAGGCACAGAGCAGCAGACUCAGGAAUUAGAGGGUAAUCAGGAGUUCAGACUAGACGCAAUGCUGGAAGACCAUGAAGCCCUCAUGGAGAGGAUGAACACCUGGAACUUCCAGAUCUUUAGCCUGGUGGACAAAACAGGAGGAAAGACAGGACGAAUACUCAGCUAUGUGACUUACACCCUUUUCCAGGAUACGUGUCUGUUUGAAAUUUUCAAGAUCCCUGUGAGGGAGUUCAUGACAUACUUCUUUGCUCUGGAAAAUGGCUACAGGGACAUUCCCUAUCAUAACCGGGUCCAUGCUACUGAUGUGCUCCAUGCUGUCUGGUACUUAACCACUCGACCCAUUCCUGGGUUCCAGCAGAUCCACAAUGAGCAUGUGACCGGAAGUGACACAGACUCAGACAGUGGGAUUUCACCUGGCAGGAUAUCAUACGCCUCCUCAAAAAGCUCCUCCAUAUCAGAUGAUAGCUACGGCUGCCUGGCCUGGAACAUCCCAGCUCUGGAGCUCAUGGCCCUUUAUGUAGCAGCUGCAAUGCACGAUUACGACCACCCCGGUCGAACUAAUGCCUUUUUAGUUGCUACUAACGCACCUCAGGCGGUGUUGUACAACGACCGCUCUGUGUUAGAGAACCAUCACGCCGCGUCAGCCUGGAGCCUCUACCUGUCCCGGCCGGAGUUUAACUUCUUAGUCAACCUGGAUCAUGUGGAGUUUAAGCGUUUUCGCUUCCUUGUCAUUGAAGCCAUUCUAGCCACAGACCUAAAGAAGCACUUUGACUUCCUGGCGGAGUUCAAUUCCAAGGUCAAUGAUGUAAACAGUCCAGGAAUUGACUGGGCGAAUGAGAAUGACAGACUGCUGGUGUGCCAAAUGUGUAUCAAGUUGGCAGACAUCAAUGGACCAGCCAAAGUCCGCGACCUUCACCUGAAAUGGACGGAAGGCAUUGUCAAUGAGUUUUAUGAGCAGGGCGAUGAAGAAGGGAAGCUGGGAUUACCCAUCAGCCCCUUCAUGGACCGCUCCUCCCCACAGUUGGCCAAGCUGCAAGAGUCCUUCAUCACACACAUAGUUGGACCACUCUGUAACUCCUACGACGCCGCAGGUUUACUCCCCGGCCGCUGGGUCCAUGGAGACGGAUCGGAUGAAGAUGACGAGGGGCGGGUUGACUCCGACACUGAUGAUGAGGACGAGGAAGAGGAUGACGAGAUGGAGGAAGACCUGCGGCCAAAAAGGAGUAAGAGCCACCGGCAGUUAUUUUGCAGCAUCAUGCAGCACCUGACCGAGAACCACAAAGUGUGGAAGAAGAAAAUCGAAGAGGAAGAUAAAGACAGAGAUGGUGGCAAGCCGCCUGACAGCUUGCCGGCCAGCCUUCCCAUUUCACCAUCAGAUGACAUCCAGGUCAUCCAGGAGGAGGAGGAAGGGGAGUAACGUGUGUCGCAGCGUGACACAAGGAAUGAACACAUGUGGAGAAGAAGACAUUCUUCAUCCAACAGCCUUGUACACACACACACACACACACACACACACACACACACACACACACACACACAAGCACACACACACUGACAUUAAAUAGACAUCCUCCCCUCACACAACCUUUACACACCUUGAACACUGUGCAGACACUUGGAUGCUCAAAACAAACGGCCUUACCACUGUGAGCGGAUCCUCACUGCAACAGUGAGAGCCCAACUCCUAUGCACUUUGACCAUGUGGAGCGUCCCAGAGCAGCUCCAAGAAGAAGCACCAAGAGUGAGGUCCAGGGUGUUGGAGAAGAGCGUUGGAAUGACCUCGGGUGCCUUGAAUGCAAAGCGCUUACACCUCCCUUUAGGUACAAAACAAGUCCUAUUUAAACAAAAACAAAGAAGUUGAGGAUGAACCAGGCAAGCAAAAAGGAUUGACCCCCUUUACCAAAGUGAACUGUUUAGAUGUGGAAAGACCAAGCUAAGACUUUUUCAGCCUCAGCUUAGGAUUUAUUUUUUUGAAUUAUAGAAAUAAAUAUAUAUACAUAUACACUCAGCAAAAAUAUCAACACAUCUGCUUUUGCUCUCAUUUUGUAUGAGCUGAACUCAAAAAUGAAAAACUGUUUUUCCAUGUACACAAACGGCCUAUUUCUCUCAAAAUUGCCAACACUAAAUUGGCCCUAAUGUGUGACUGUUGUCUAUCUGUGCUGGCCCUGCGAUGAGGUGGCGACUAGUCCCGGGUGUACCCCGCCUUCCGUCCGAGCGGAGCUGGGAUAGGCUCAAGCACCCCUCACGACAUCAGAGAGAGACAAGUGGUAGAAAAUGGAUGGAUGGAUGGAUCACAAUCAUCCCUCGCCACAUUGCACUUCAAUUAUUUACAGCUUCACCACAUAGCAGAAUAUUUUGUUUUUUAAGCAUAUUCCACAACAUUUUUGCCCUAAAUUAAUAAUUUUAAGUAUUAAAUGACUGAAGGAGUGAAGAAUAUCAAUACUGCAGCAGUAUCGGCACCUAGAUGAGACCAAAGCAACCGGCACAUGUUCAAUAUUCUGGCCACAGAUUGUCUCAGCCUCAGGCAGCAUUACUAUAUCGGAUUAAACGACUGUAAAGGGUGACUAAAGCAGGACCUCUUAACCUUUUUGACCCCGGGGCCCAACUUUUCUUCUAGUGAGGGGCCCGGGACAUACUGAGCUAUUAACACUGAAUUAGUUGUCUUUUUCUUGAUUUUACCGUUAUUCAAUAAUUAUCUCCAACCUACUAACUACUUAUUAUUUGACAAGCUUGUCAAAUGAUUUAAAAUCAUGUGUUAAUCACAAGGCUAACAAAAAACACUAUUAGCCAAAUAUACUGCAUACGAAGGGACUCAAAUAACUGACAAACAUUUUAUUUUCAUACCAUUAUUUUGUAAAUAAACUAAAUGGAUACUAAAUAUGUUUCUUAACUUAAUUGCCAAUAAAAUUUAAAUGCAAAUGAAAAUACAACUUCAGCCUUUUAGUCAUAAUUUUUUAGUUUAGGAAACUUUUAUGACUUGUUUGUGUGAAAUUGGGGCAGCACGGUGAGGGAGGGGUUAGUGCGUCUGCCUCACAAUACGAAGGUCCUGAGUAGUCCUGGGUUCAAUCCCGGGCUCGGGAUCUUUCUGUGUGGAGUUUGCAUAUCCUCCCCGUGAAUGCGUGGGUUCCCUCCGGGUACUCCGGCUUCCUCCCACUUCCAAAGACAUGCACCUGGGGAUAGGUUGAUUGGCAACACCAAAUUGGCCCUAAUGUGUGAAUGUGAGAGUGAAUGGUGUCUGUCUAUCUGUGUUGGCCCUGGCGACUUGUCCAGGGUGUACAUCGCCUUCCGCCCGAUUAAGGCUGAGAUAGGCACAAGCUACCCCAAAGAGAAUAAGCAGUACAAAAUGGAUGGAUGUUUGAAAUUGUCAUUACUGCCACAAGUGAUGAAAAAGUUUAUUACAACUGAGUACCACUGUCGGCUGAGAAACAAAUAGUUUUUGGCCAAACGUUUGCAGCCCAACAAUGGUCCCCAGCCCUAUAGUUAAGGAACACUGGACUAAAGGGUGUUAUUUAGUGUAUGGAGGGUUGUAAGCAGUUUUUUUGUUUUUUUUAUCGUCUAGCUCUGAAAAUAUUCGAUUUAUAAUUGAAGAUUCCUACUUCGUGGAAAAUCAUUUAUCACUGUCCUGUCCGGAACUAAUUAACAGCAACAAAUGUGUGUAAAUGAGCACUUUACCUUUGCCAUUCACCUCACAAGGUGUGGCAUAUCAAGAUUAAUGUGCAGGCUUGACCUGGGAUGUCCACAAUAAAAGGCCUCACUAUUUUUGAUAUUUAUUUAUACAUCUGUUGUGCAUUAUUUCACAAAUGUCUGUACUUUUCAAAUAAUGUACAACCUAUUGAUGUUUACACAGCUUGUUUUGUCUCAUACAUGCUACUGGAUGAAUUAUCAUGCUGUCUAAUCAGCUAAUUGAAAUGGAAGAAGAAGCGAAAAAGUAGGGCUAUACAACAUAUUUUGUCAGCAAAUGCAUGUGUACAUGGAAAACGGUUUAGAUCCUUCAGUUCAGCUCAUAGAAAACUGUGCGCCGAAACCAAAGUGUAUUUGCUCUUUUUGCCAAGUGUAUAUAUCUAUAUGGAUAUAUGUAUAUCAGAUGUGCCUGUCUGAACCUUUACUGAGUCCAUUUUGGCCCAGAGCCUUGGCUUGUGUAGUUCUCUCCUUGCUGGUGACACAAAACACUGUAUCUCACUCAGUCAUAUAGACAUUAUUGAAAUGUUGACUUGAGGAUUAGCAUUAUAUUUGCGUCCUUUUGGAUGCUCUUACUCAUGUGUGCCACCCACUUUUUUUGGUUGCUUUGCUUCAAUUUGUGUGGAACGUGAGUGAAAAAUUUAACUUUUCUUUUGGAAGAAUGCGAUGGAGAGAAUAUAGGUCAGAAGAAAGAGAGAGAGAGAGCACAUUUGUAAUUCUUUUAGUACUCAAUCUGUGUGUAUGCUCGCGUGUCCUUUCAGCCGUGUUGAGUUCACAUCAGGAAUGCUGAAUUUUCAUUUCCUGUCAUUUUUUUUUUUAAAAAGGUUACUCAGGAUUCAUGUAAAGCUGAAGAAUUGCUUUGCAAGAAUUUUAUGUCAUUGAUAUAGACUUUAAAGUAAUCAUACAUGUGGCUGACUGACAUCAUUUGUUGUCUUGUCUCGGUGAACAAGUGGACUACAAAUUGCAGCAAUUGAAGUGCUCUGCGAUGUGACAGGAACUUAGCUAUCAUUCGUACACUGUUAGGAUGACAUUUAUAACAACUUCACUUAUCUGACAGUCAGCAGACUGCAGCCAUUGUACUUCUCUAACACGCCGUAAGGUAACGUUUGUCAUUCCAUUUAGAUCUCUCUUACUUUUCUAUUCAUCGGCCAGUGUGAAGAAGGGACCCAUCUAUCUCCGCAUUCCAAUUUAUGAAAGGGAAGGCCCAGUUGUGGCCUCUUGAUGAUCACUUUAUAAUUCAUAAUACUCUCUGGAAAAAGUCAAAAUGACAUUUGCAGUUCUCAUUUUAAUACCAGACAAGUGUUCAGCCACUGUACAAAAAAAAGAGUAUGUUCAUAUAUAUAUAUUUUUAAAUAUUCAAUCAAAUGCAUCCAUUUUCUACACAUUAAAAAUCCUGUUAUUGUUUUUUUUAAUCUA
Molecule: messenger RNA, 7149 nt
Organism: Nerophis ophidion (straightnose pipefish)
Lineage: Eukaryota; Metazoa; Chordata; Actinopteri; Syngnathiformes; Syngnathidae
Gene: pde3b
Product: phosphodiesterase 3B
Exons: 16
Coding region: 185-3472 (1095 amino acids)
Biological process (GO): signal transduction
Cellular component (GO): membrane
Molecular function (GO): protein kinase B binding; 3',5'-cyclic-AMP phosphodiesterase activity
Source: RefSeq, a predicted model, not a curated record